AUGGUCAAGCACACACUAUCGAAACUUCGGCAAAAACUAAAUGAUCGUUUAUCCGUUCUACAAGAGUUCCUGGAGCCUGAUUGUAACCCCAUCACGGCGGCAAGAGCCACAGAUAACUUCACUCUUUCUGAUUUGAGACGAUUAGCUACUCGAAUUCAAAUGGAAUGUCGAAUCAGUGGGUCUUCUACAAUAAGUGAAGAUAACAUCAAAACGGCUUUAUGUUGUUCACGUCCAAUAACAGCCAUUACUGGAAAACAAAAAAAGAAUCAUAAUAACAUAAAUGACGUAGGAGGGAUGGAAGAACAGAAAAAACUUUUGACUGAAGUUUUGUUGUGGCCAACUAAAUACUCGGAGCUGUUUGGGAAAUGUGGGAUCACUCUAGGACGAGGAGUUCUUCUUCAUGGACAGAGUGGUUGUGGAAAAACUUUAUUAGCCAACUCGUUUGCGAGUUUCACCGAGUUCAAUGUGAUAUCUAUAAAGGGACCAGAACUAUUGUCUAAGUAUAUUGGGUCAAGUGAGGAAAACGUUCGUAAUGUUUUCGAGAGAGCGCGAUCUCAGACACCUUGUAUUGUUAUUUUCGAUGAGUUGGAUUCAUUAGCACCGAAAAGGGGUCAUGACAGUACUGGAGUUACAGAUAGAGUUGUUAACCAGCUACUGACUGAAUUGGAUGGAGCAGAAGGACUCAGCGGUGUUUUUGUGAUUGGAUGUACGAGCAGAAUUGAUAUGAUCGAUGAAGCUCUUCUUAGACCUGGAAGGUUCGAUCAUUUGAUAGAAUGUGGUUUGCCAAGCACGAAUGACCGCUCAACCAUAAUAAGGGUCAUACUCAAAACUGUAUUACAUGCAAAAAUUUCACACACUGCUUGGGCAUAUCGAACAGAAGGUUGGACGGGAGCGGAUUUGAAGGCUUUGAUAACGAAUGCUCAAUUUAACGCACAUAGGAACGCUAGCAAAGAUAUGGACAUUGAUUCUAUUCACAUAACAGAAGAAGAUCUGGACGCAGUAUUCGAGGAUUCAAAGCCUAAAGAACGGAAAACUCAAAUUGCAAACUUCAAGGCUGGGCAGAAAGUUACAUUGGCUUAG
Messenger RNA from Auanema sp. JU1783, 1080 nucleotides. Lineage: Eukaryota; Metazoa; Nematoda; Chromadorea; Rhabditida; Rhabditidae. The record is from the annotation of a GenBank genome assembly.